UUAUGCUUUUUAAUUGUCAAGGAUUCUUGAUUGCAAAUGAUUAAUCUAAACACUAAGUUUCCCUGAAUGCAUCUCCAUUAGGGUUAACCAUAAAAGUAAAAACCAAAUCAACUUAAAUAGAUGACAAGUACAGAUUCUUAAAUAGCUUUCAUCCCGCGUGGGACUAUUGACAGUAUACUAACAUGGUUUCGCUCUAUUAACGAAGGUAUAUUUAAUUACUAAUUUUAAGUCAACAAAACAGGAACAAUGGAUUUAGAAAGCAUAGACCGAAACAUUAAGGUUACUAUAGACAUUGAAUUAUGGAAUUUACAGAAUUUAGAGCGUCUUCUCCGUGGUAAAGUACUGUUCAAAAGAAGGCCUUGUUUUAAAAGAAUCAAUAGUAUUGCCAAUAAUAUUUGUACCAGAUGAUUUUUAUGCUAGUUUUAUUAUAGAUAGAAGGAACUAAUAACUAUAUGGUCGAGAAGAUGGCAUACUUUCCGCAUAUUUCUAGCGACAAUUCAAAUUUUACACGUUUCGUAUAUUAAAAACACUUAUAAUCACAAGGAAUAAAUAAAGUAGGAGUAAAUGAUUCUUAACAACCUAAGGGAUCAUCCUCAUCCAAAUAUAAUAUAAUUGGAGGAGAUUUCAUGUGAUGAUAAUUCUUUAUCAAUACUACUUGAAUUCUGUCCUGGUGGUGACUUUCUUAAGUAUUUAAACCAAAAUAACCACAAUAUCAACCAUUAAUUGGUGAUGAAAAAAUUAUUAAACGGUAUAUAUAAAUAAAAUCAUUAUAUUAGUUGUUUAACACCUUCAUUCAUUGGAUAUAUUGCAUCGAGAUAUUAAACUUUAAAAUGUAUUAUUAAGAAUACCUAAUGAUGUCAGCAGUCUUGUGUUAGCAGAUUUUGGAUUGGCUUGUCAUAAGUCUUAGAUUUCUUAUUAUAAUACAAGGUAUAAUGAUAUAAUAUUUAUAUCAUUAGAUGUGGAACACCUGGUUACACAGCUCCUGAGGUUUUCACAUAAAACAUAUAUGAUACUAAGGCUGACAUAUUUAGUUGUGGUGUAAUGUUCUUUAAUUUGUAAUUUAUUUAUUAAAUUUAUAGAUUAACAUUGAAGAAUCCUUUUGGGUCUUCUAAAAACCCAUAAACAUUGCUUUUAAAAAAUAUAGCUGUUGACUAUGAUUUGACUCACUUAGAUCUUAUUAAAACAAAAAAUCCUUUGGCUUGUGAUUUAGUUUUACAGAUGCUUUAAAAGGAUCCUAAAUUAAGACCUUCUGCUAUGUAAUGCUUAUAGCAUCCAUUUUUUAAUUAAGUGAUUUUUGAAUAAAAAGAUGAUUCUACUUUAGACAAUAUUUAGUAAACCAUUAAAAUUACAUUUAAGAUUUAACAAUCCUAUCCAUCAAGCAGUGAAAGUAAACUAAACUAAGCCUCACCAAAUGCCAUAGUUUAAAUGAU
This is a messenger RNA of Paramecium pentaurelia, 1430 nucleotides long. The record is from the annotation of a GenBank genome assembly. NCBI's taxonomy places the organism in Eukaryota, Ciliophora, Oligohymenophorea, Peniculida, Parameciidae.